Babjeviella inositovora NRRL Y-12698 is the source of this 611-nucleotide messenger RNA. RefSeq lists its product as uncharacterized. The record is from RefSeq and is a predicted model, not a curated record. Lineage: Eukaryota; Fungi; Ascomycota; Pichiomycetes; Serinales. The transcript has a single exon. Bases 277 to 450 code for a protein of 57 amino acids.
CGUUUCUCGCUAUUUUUACGACAGAACUAGUUGGCUUACGGUUCUUGUGGAUUUUGUUUACGCAUAGUAGCAUGCACUCAUGGAAUCUCUGCCGUUAGCUACACUGUGCUGAGUUGUUUCCGCUUCGUAUUUCCUAGUGUGACGGCUGAAGCACAUCCCUGAGUGACAUUGAGCAGCCGGUGCUGACUAUUACACGAUAGCUGAUUGGCGGAAAUUACUUGAAAAUCCUUCCAGCCGCAGGGGGAGCUGUGCAUGCAUAUUCUCUCAGUGGCUUACAUGGAUAAUGCCGCCGACAAAAUGCUUGUAUAUGCAUGCUGCGUAUUCACCCGUUCCUUCGUCUCGGUGCAACCGGCCCGGUUUUUCCUAAACCAUAAGGAUAGGGGUGGGGCGGAUAACCAGGAUCUAGGAUCUAGGGGGUUGCUGACAUGCACAAGAUGCUAUGUCUUGUGACGGCAUGAAAAACUGAUAUGUAAGCGAAUGUUUUUAAAUAGACCGCCUAUUGGAAGCGACCCCAGACUGAAACAAAAGAGCCCAAUCCCACGAAUAAGUGUAAGCCCCAUCAUAGUUUAACUUCAGUUCAUAAUUUUCAAUUUAGACACUCAAUAUCUCAA